This is a messenger RNA of Brachypodium distachyon (stiff brome), 1280 nucleotides long. RefSeq lists its product as uncharacterized. The coding region runs from base 189 to 992 and encodes 267 amino acids. The transcript is spliced from 4 exons. The record is from RefSeq and is a predicted model, not a curated record. Gene Ontology annotation, molecular function: cadherin binding. NCBI's taxonomy places the organism in Eukaryota, Viridiplantae, Streptophyta, Magnoliopsida, Poales, Poaceae. Gene Ontology annotation, cellular component: mitochondrion; nucleoplasm.
CCUAGGUUUUCCUCAUCCCUCCCGUGACUUCCCACUUUUCCCAGCCUCCGUCGCCAUUGCCGUGCGCCCACAAAAAACACCCUUCCCGCAUCGAUCGGCGGCCAAUCCGCUGCCGUACGUCCCCCAUCUCCCGGUCUCCGGUCAGAUCUGCUCGCUCCCGGCUCUAUAAGGUUGAACCUUCCAGCCGGAUGCCGCGCGACCUGUCGCGGUCGCCUCCGCGGCGGCGCCGGCGGUCGCCGUCCCCGCUUUACCGCGGCCGGACGGGCCGCAGGGAGCGCGUAGCCAGCCGCAGCAGAUCCCCUUAUCGCCCUUCCUAUAGAAGGAAGAGCCCUUCACCUUCCCCUCCUAGGAGGCGCAAGAGUCGAUCUCCAUCAGAAAGACGUUACAGAAAAAAGAGAAGUCGGAGCGUCACUAGUUCUCCAGUUGCCAAAUCUAGUCCUCACCUUGGCCCUCCAGAGAAUAAGAAUGCCAUUGAUAAGCAAAAGCUAGAAGAAGAAAAGAAAAGGCGCCAAAAAGAAGCUGAACUGAGACUAUUAGAGGAAGAAACUAAAAAAAGGGUCGAGCAGGCUAUUAGAAAACAUGUCGAGGAUAGUUUGAAUUCUGAGGAAAUCAAACAUGAAAUACAAAGACGAAUUGAUGAAGGGCGGAAAAAAAUUCAUGAGGAGGUAGCUUCCCAAAUCGAGAAAGAGAAGGAGUCAGCCUUGGUUGAAGCCCAGCGGAAAGCAGAACGAGAGAAAAUAGAGCGAGAAGAGCUAGAGAAGAAACUCGAAGAAGACCGAAAGAAAGUAGAGGAGGCCCAGAUGAAGGUGGCUAUGGAACAACAGCAGAAAGAGCUGGAGCGAUACCAGGAGCUGGAGAGGCUUCAGAAAGAGAGGGAGGAAGCCAUGAAGCAGAAACAGAUGGAGGAACAGCAGCAAAAGCAGAACCAGAUGAAGCUGCUGGGCAAGAACAAGUCGCGGCCGAAGCUGUCGUUCGCAUUUGGGAUGAAAUAGAAUCAGACUCGCCGACGGAGAUUAGCUCUGUUAGUUCCAUUUGUGACCACUUGUCCGAAACCGUUCAUUGCUGGUAAGUCGUACAAACAAAUUGACUUGUGGUAAAAGUUCUUGAUCAGCUGUUGUAAGCUCCUUUCUGCGAUGUGCGUUCCCGAGAGUGCGCCUCCUUGGGGCAACGUUGUUGUUUGGUUGUGAUGACACAUAUGUUGUCUCGAUUGGCUUGAGUGGGACGAUGAUCUCUCUUCAGCUUCAUGUAAACAAGCAAAAUGGCCAACCCGGUUGCAGGCA